UAAAUCUACCUAAUUGCAGCUUCAAGUAGGAUAUGUACGAGUAUCCUAUCCGUGGCCUACCCCAUAUCCCAUCCCAUAUAAGAGGUCAAUAGCACCAGCCAAGCGGCACAGCGGCGAUAUAUAACUCGGCGUUGCCUCGGUGGAGGCACACUCGACAGCAGCAGUGGACAGCAACAUGGCUAAACUCGCAACCAUCUCCGUCGCCUUCCUCCUCCUCCUAGCGUUAUCGCACGCCGCGCCGGCCGAAAAACCGGCACAAAAAGAGGAUAUCGAGGCCCCCGCGGAAAAAGAGGACCUCAAGGCCGCGGCCUCACAUUGGGGCGGAUGGGGGGGCUACGGGGGCUACGGAGGCCACUGGGGCGGCUACGGCGGCUGGGGCUCACCGUACUACAGUAGCUACUACAGCUGGCCGAGCUAUGGGUACGGAUACGGAUACGGAUGGCCGUACGGUGGAUACGGAGGCUGGGGCGGAUACGGCGGGUGGGGAUAUGGACAUCAUGGCUAUUGGUGGUAAAUAGUACAAUAAGUUUAAAGUGUGCAAUAUUGUCAAUAAAGAAUUGAACAUGGAUACAAGGUUAACUUAAGGUUUUUGUCACUAACAGUACCACACCAUCAUAUCUAUUUCUUUACAAAUAGACUAUAUAUAUACAAACACAAUUAAAGUUGUAUUAUACACUUAAACAGCUACCGAUAUAAUAAAUUACACAAUAUUUAAUAUCCAUGAGUUACAAAAACAUGUAAUGUAAUAUAAAAUGCCAGUAUUAAUAUUUAUUUUGUGUAAGAACACGUUUUUUCUUUAUUUUUUAAAGAUACUUUGACAGAAUUUGUUUAUUUAAGUAUACAAUUUCUUUCAUUUCUAUUUUUUUUUUCUUUUACUGCACCGUAGGGUUAUUUUUAACCGCGGGCAAACAUCGAUCAUCGAUUAAGAGAAAUAAAGAGUUGAUUUUUGAACUUCAGCUUAAGAAUUUUAUAAUAUGGUUGGCAAUCUUAACAGAAAUACACAAUGAAAGCGUUCAGAAAUCAAUUCCUUAUGGUUUAAUAAUCAAUGAUCAGUAUUUCCCCGCGAUUCACAGUAACCCCUGUUUACCAGUUCUUUACUUAUCUAACUUAUCUAAGUCCUUCGCAUAAGUUUAUUCUCAGUCAAUUAGUUUCUAUUUUUUUUCGUUUUUUACCAACUGAAAGACUUGCCUGUAUUUAAAUAGGUUUUAAAUAAAUAGCGCUAGGAUGUUUCCAAUCACUGCCUCCGUUUAAGUAUACUAACGGCCCGAUUCGAAGAAUGAAAUACGAUAACGAUAAGUUCUGGUUUAGAUAAGUUCUCAUUUAGAUAUCGUUUGUAUGUCGUAUAAUUGACAGAAGCAGCUCGAUUCGGGCAACCAAUGUCACUUUGACGUUAGAAAUAUCGUAGAUAGAUCUUAUUGGGAUCAUAGCAGAAUCGAAAUAAACGUCAAUUUUGACAUGACGUUUAGCUAUCGAUCUUAUAAAGAUCUUUCCAAGAUCUUAAAGGUGUCUUAAUCAUUCUUCGAAUCGAGCCGUAUGUAUAAAUAGACGUAAGAUAUAUUGUGUUUAUUAUGAUAAUAAAGACCUGUGAAUAUCA
Molecule: messenger RNA, 1594 nt
Organism: Cydia pomonella (codling moth)
Lineage: Eukaryota; Metazoa; Arthropoda; Insecta; Lepidoptera; Tortricidae
Product: glycine-rich protein-like
Exons: 2
Coding region: 176-514 (112 amino acids)
Source: RefSeq, a predicted model, not a curated record